AACACAAAUAAUCAUUACAUAUACAGUUGAUUCAUAUUAGGAGUAUAAUUUAAAUAGAUAAUGUGUUAAUUGUCAUUAUGAUGAUGAUGAUGAGCAAUCGAUUUUUAUAAAUAUUUAUUGUUGUUUUAAUUAUCGAUUAGCUUUGUUUUUUAUAUUAGUUAUACUGUAAUUUAUAUAUUUUUAAUUCAUAUAGAAAACAUUUAAACUCGCCGCUUUAAUUCUUGAACUGUUACAGUAGACGGAAUGUGUAAUUUUAUUUUUUUAAACUGGUAAAUUUAAAUACAAGUUUUUUUUAAAUAGUUAAAAGAAUAAACGGGUUUACCAUAUUUGUCGGGCAAUUACAUAACUUCCUGUAAUAUAACAAUGGAAAAAUCUUACGCAAUUGAAAGAUGAACUUGGAGAAGUUGUCGCCGAGAUGGAAGCUAUGGAAGGAGGUGGAUUCACUGUUGAAGAAUCAAAUAAGCCGUCAAAUAAAACAAAACAGACAUCAAUUGGACGUAAAAAGUUUAAUAUGGACCCAAAGAAGGGUAUCGAGUACCUGAUUGAGCAUAAUUUAUUAGCACCUACGCCUGAAGACGUCGCCCAAUUUCUUUAUAAAGGCGAGGGAUUAAAUAAAACAGCUAUCGGAGAUUAUUUGGGAGAAAGACAUGAUUUUAAUGAACGUGUAUUACGUGCAUUUGUUGAACUACACGAUUUUACGGAUCUCAUACUUGUCCAAGCACUCCGACAAUUUUUGUGGUCAUUCAGAUUACCCGGUGAAGCACAAAAAAUAGAUCGUAUGAUGGAGUGUUUUGCUCAGAGAUACUGUCAACUUAAUCCAAAUAUUUUUACAAAUACUGAUACAUGUUAUGUAUUGAGUUUCGCUAUUAUUAUGCUCAAUACUUCUUUGCAUAAUCCAAGUGUCAAAGACAAACCCAGUGUCGAACAAUUUAUUACGAUGAAUCGGGGAAUAAACAAUGGGGGAGAUUUACCACGUGAAUUACUUGUUAGUUUGUACGAAAGUAUAAAAACGGAGCCAUUUAAAAUACCCGAAGACGAUGGAAAUGAUUUAAUGCACACGUUUUUCAAUCCUGAUAAAGAAGGCUGGCUUUGGAAACAAGGCGGACGCUACAAGAGUUGGAAAAGAAGAUGGUUCAUUCUCAACGACAAUUGUCUUUAUUACUUUGAGUAUACUACUGAUAAAGAACCGCGUGGGAUUAUUCCAUUGGAAAAUAUUCAAGUUAGAGAAGUUCAAGAUAGACAUAAACCUCAUUGCUUUGAACUUUAUGCUGCAGGGUCCGAGUUUAUUAAAGCGUGUAAAACGGACAGCGAAGGAAAAGUUGUAGAAGGUAAGCAUACUGUGUAUAGAAUGUCUGCUGCAACAGAUGAAGAAAAAGACGAAUGGAUAAAAUGUGUAAGACAAAGUAUAUCACAUAAUCCAUUUUAUGAUAUGUUAGCUGCGCGAAAGAAGAAAGCGCAAAAAACAAAUCUUCACUCCAAGAGUUAAAACAAAUUAUAAAAUUAUGAUACUCCAAGAGUAUAAACAUUAAAUAAUGUAUAGUAAAGUACAAUUUACGGUCACACGAAUAUCCAAGAUCAGGUGAUUUAUGAUUACAAUCAUAAAAAAAAAUAAUAAUAAUUUUUCUAAUCAAACUUUCUUAGAUGUAUAUAACAAUUGUUUGGAAUUUGUUUGUUGUCUAUAAUAUGCGUUUAUUUUUUUUCGCAAAUAGUGUUGCUUAGUAUAUAUACAUAUAUUAUAUAUAUACACAUAAAUAUAUAUAAAUAUUUAUUUUGUAAAAGUCUGAAAUGUCUUCUGUAUAUCUUCGCUUGUGUAUGAAUAUUAUUUUUUAUCGGAAGAAAAAAAAACGUACAGUAAUAGUUGUCUAGAUUUAAAAAAAAUGAUGUGGGAUUUUACGUCGUGUAAACGUAAGUUUAUGUGAUAGUUUAUUUAUUAAAGCAGAUAUAUGUUUAGUUAAUUAAGAAAUCAAGUAUUUGUUUCGCCAUAUGAAAAUAUAAUAUCGAUUGUUUCGUUAUAUUAAAUAAUUAGGCUUGCAUCCUCAUGUAAUAAUAAUAAUUAUUAUCAUUAUAAUAUAAUGUAAGUAGAGCAAAACAGUCAAGCUCAUAUAAUAAAAAUAAAAUAAUGAGGUUUACAAGCAAUUUCAGUUAAUAACUGAUUUAUUUUGCUUCAGGGUUAUAUAUAUAUACAUACCGAGUACUAUUCGUUUUAAUAUAUGACGUAAAUGCUCGUUAUAAAUUAUGCUAAAAAAAAACUAAGUACAUGACACUAGAAUAUAUAUUUUAAAUUUAAUUAUUUGAUAUUUAUAUUUUAUUAAUUAAAAAUAAGAGAUUAUUGUGCGUGUUAAAUAUUGCACGCAGUACUGGCCAAGUUUAUUUAUAAAACUCAACGAAUUAAUUAUUAACAAAAUAUUUAUAAUAAUUAAAAUUAUCAAUUUUUUUUUUUUCGUAUGUGAAAAAAAAUAACACAUCGAAGAAGCCUUAUUAAAUAUUUAAAUGUUUAAAAUUUAAAAAAUGCAUAAAUAUUAAUUUUUUUCAUAGUUAAAUUUUAAAAUAUAAAUUAAUUUGCGUUGUAAUUACGCGUGUAGACAUAUAUUAUCGUCGGGUAUUAUAUAAUAAAGGAAAAAAAUAUUUAUGUAUUAUAAAUAUAUAUUAAACGAUGGAGGAAAAUGAUCUACGAAACGAAUUAUCGGUCAGUUCCACAGAAAAAAAAAACUAGUCGAACCGUCCAAGCAGCUCGUUUCUCUUCGUCGGAAUAAUAGUAAUGAUUUUUUUUUAUCCUGUGUAAAAAAAAUUCAUUCCAAAAACGUUCGUGACAGUAAA
This is a messenger RNA of Microplitis mediator, 2817 nucleotides long. RefSeq names its product cytohesin-1 (gene step). The transcript has 5 exons. Bases 416 to 1486 code for a protein of 356 amino acids. Gene Ontology annotation, molecular function: guanyl-nucleotide exchange factor activity. Lineage: Eukaryota; Metazoa; Arthropoda; Insecta; Hymenoptera; Braconidae. The record is from RefSeq and is a predicted model, not a curated record. Gene Ontology annotation, biological process: regulation of ARF protein signal transduction.